Molecule: messenger RNA, 643 nt
Organism: Hyaloscypha bicolor E
Lineage: Eukaryota; Fungi; Ascomycota; Leotiomycetes; Helotiales; Hyaloscyphaceae
Exons: 1
Coding region: 6-221 (71 amino acids)
Source: RefSeq, a predicted model, not a curated record
UGAAGAUGCGCUUGUACCUCAACUACUACACCAUUGAUCUGUUUUCCAAGCUCCUGUACGGACACAUGUUGGACUGUCUCGAGCGAGGAAAUGAUCUGGUCGAUGCCGAAACACCGGAAGGAAAAUUGGACAAAGUACGGUUCAUAGAACCCCUUGCUCCUUCUAACAAAGAAAGUCUUCAGCUGGAACCCAUACAAGAAGUCCGGGGCAGACUGCGAUAGCAUCAUUUACCAUAACGCCAAGCAUCGUUUUCGAGACCUGGACUCCGAAGAUGACACCUCCUCCAAACUGCUAAAGAACAACAAAGGAGAAGAUCUCAACAUCCCCGAAGGCGAGGUCUUAGCGGGAAUGUUCAGUGAUGAUGAACGCCAGAACCAGCACCACAGCAGCAGCACUCACCAACUCCAUAUACCUGCUCUACAUGCACCCCAAAGCUCUCUCAAAGCUCCGAGAAGAGUUGGGUGCUGCUACAGGCACAGCAGAAGUUUUAAGUUCUGGAGAACUUGCAAAUUUGCCAUACCUCCGCGCUUGCAUUGAAGAAUCUCUCCGUGUACGACCUGGGAGUUCCUUCGGAAUACCUCGCAUUGUAUUGAAGGGUGGACGGGGAGUUGUUGGUCAGUUUAUUGAUGAAGAUGCUACGGUU